Molecule: messenger RNA, 1782 nt
Organism: Saccharomycopsis crataegensis
Lineage: Eukaryota; Fungi; Ascomycota; Saccharomycetes; Ascoideales; Saccharomycopsidaceae
Gene: MTG2
Product: putative GTPase MTG2
Exons: 1
Coding region: 1-1782 (593 amino acids)
Cellular component (GO): mitochondrion
Molecular function (GO): GTP binding; GTPase activity
Source: RefSeq, a predicted model, not a curated record
AUGUUGAGAUCGUUGUCUUAUAGAAGGUUAGUACUCCUGCCCAUCCUACGAAGUGGCUUUAACCACCGCUGCUUUUCCAAUAAUUUCUCAAAGUCUCAACACGACCAAUCAAUUCCAUCUGCCCCAGACUGGUCGCCUACCGCCACGGAGAAUGAUCUUUGGUUAGACCAGCUAGAUAGAACCCAUGUGGAACUUGAUGUAUAUUCUAAAGACCAGCGGUUUGAUGGUAUAGAGGACCACAGCGCUGAUGAUCAGCUAUACUCUCCUGAAUUUUUAAAGCGUGAGAACGUUUCUCCUGAAUGGUUCAACAUAUUAUCGACUGGUAAAAUGGAGUACAAAGCGCUAGGAAAAGAUCGUGAUAAGUACAUUGAUAUUGAAGUUCCUCUUGAGCAAUUCAGGUCACUUAGGACCUCGUCUUAUUCAGGCUCGAAAAAAAGGCCCAAGUCUACCAGCAGUAACCAAAACUUUUCUGAUUUGCGAAUCAUCAAUGUAAAAUCAGGGAAAGGUGGUGAUGGCGGAGUUUCAUUUUUCAGAGAUGCUGGUAGGGCUAUUGGCCCACCAGAUGGGGGAGAUGGGGGAGACGGGGGUUCAGUUUUUGUUCAGGCAAUUGAAGGCACCAACUCUCUACACAAACUUCGAGUGAAAUAUACUGCAGAAGAUGGGAAAAAUGGUGCCGGUCGGCAAUUGGAUGGUGUUAGAGGGGAAGACGUGAUCAUUACCGUUCCCGUGGGGACAACGAUCAAGUGGAUUCCAUCAACAAAUAUUUUGAAAGAGGCAGAAGAAGGUCCCCGAGUAGAAGUUCUGGAAGAUGGUGAAGAAAAAAUCAUUGAGCAAAUUACAAGUGUGAAUCUCAAAGCCGUUGGGCCUAACCCGGAAAACCUUGAAUACAUACAAUUAUUUAGAAAUGAGAAUGACCCGAUAGUUGAUAGUAAUUGGCUCUUCAAAGAAAAAGACAGAGAUUAUCAUUAUGAGAAGGAUUGGUUCAAGAAACUUGAUAAAAAAGUUAAAAAGUACGACUUGAGCUGUCUCAAGGAAGAAAUCUGUAAUGAUGUUAUUCCAUUCAAUGGGAUUGAUCUUAGUGAGCCUACGAAAAGACCAAUUUUGUUAUUGAAAGGUGGUAAAGGAGGACUUGGAAAUAUCCAUUUUUUGACCCAAGAAAUUAGAAACCCCAGAUUUAGUAAAAAAGGAAGAAACCUCUUGGAUUGCAAUUUCCUCUUUGAGUUGAAGUUGUUGGCGGAUUUUGGAUUGAUUGGGUUGCCAAAUAGUGGGAAGUCUACAUUGCUUAAUUCGAUCUCUAAUGCCAAAUCCAAGAUUGGAAAUUGGGAAUUUACAACGUUGCAACCGACCAUUGGUACUAUCAUGCCCAAGGAUGUCAAGGAAAACCAGCUUUAUCUUGAAAAUUUCACGGUGGCCGAUAUUCCAGGGAUUAUCAAAGGAGCGGCAUCUUGUGCGGAGAAACCUAAGGGAAUGGGGGUGGAGUUCUUGAGACAUAUAGAACGGUCCAAGAUUUUAAUGUUUAUUAUCAGUUUGGAGAAUGAUCCGAUCCAUGAUUUUGAAACUCUUACCAGAGAAUUGAGAUAUGGGAAAGAUCGAAUCAAUCACAAGAAGAUUUUGAUUGUUGCCACCAAAGGUGAUUUAGUGAAAGAUAGCAAGAAAUUCAGAGACUUUUCUAUCCAUAUUAGGGAAACAUUCCACAAGGACUGUCCAAUCAUUCCUGUAUGUGCGAUAAAGAAACAUAAUGUCGAUAAAUUGAUACACAUCAUGAACGAUUUUGUCCAGUGA